Molecule: messenger RNA, 915 nt
Organism: Cladocopium goreaui
Lineage: Eukaryota; Dinophyceae; Suessiales; Symbiodiniaceae
Source: the annotation of a GenBank genome assembly
AUGCCGGGCUUGCAGGGAGCGCGCUCGGGAGGAAUGACGCACCACAUCCAGGGGCCACAUUUGAUCCCCAACGUGGGAAGGGAGGCGAUGCUGGCAGCUGAGGUGGUGAGGAGAAAGCCCAAGUCCAAGGCGAAAGCGGAGAAGCCGGAUCCGAAGCCCGUUUCAAAAUCAAAGGUGGCAAAGAAGGAAAAAAAAGAAAAGAAGCGCAGGAAAACCUCUCCCGAAGCUUCUCACGCCAGUUCCAAGUCGCGUUCCCGGACCAGAAGUCACUUUCGAAAGGAUGUGGAUCCUUCUCAUGCAUCCUGUUCCGAGAGUCCUGAGCGAAGACAUGUGGAGCUACCAGCCAUUAGCCACGAAGCUCCUGAACGCACCCAUUCGGUGGAUUCGCAACGGGAGGAAAUGUCGGCUUCAGCUCAGGAACGAGAAGCCCGGCGCAUCGAGGAAGAGCGAAGGCAGCUGCAGCUCUUGAAGGAAGCACAGGAAAAGCGAAGGAAGUUGGAAAAUGAACGCAAGAAGAAUCUCGGUGGAGUCUUUGCGCUUUCAGCCGACGACUUCGAGAAGGAGGAUAAGGAGGAGCAAAGCAAGGCGCACGCGGCGCAAAGCGCCAUGGAUCGCUGCCCCGAACGGCUCGACCGGAUGGACCGGAUGGAUCGGCCGAGCCGAAAAUCCAAAGAUCCCAAGCCACUGGAUGACUCGACACCGGGGACCGGCUUUGAGAAGUGCUGGAAGAACUGGGACUUUGCCAAGGCAGACGACCCCGGGGAGGUGGCGCGGCAGUUCAUGCGCGUCACCGCGGCCAAGCGCCGCGGCUACGCGCCGGACCGCCGGGACGGCGGGGGCCACGGUGGCCACGGUGGCCACGGUGGGCGACGGAGCCGGAGCAGGGGGCGGUGACCAGAAACCGAGAAGCGAUUC